AAGAAAAAAAUUAUACGAGUAUUAAAACAUUUCUCUUUCUCCUUCCAUCGCCAUUGUCAUCGGCUUCCGAAGGUAGACGACGAAAAACCCUAAAAGCUUCUCAACUCAAAUUAACGCUCAAAUUUCACUAAAAUCAGUCAACAAAUCCAGAAAUUGCAUGUUAAUCCCCUCAAAUUCGCAACAAUUUCCUUCAUUCUGACAGAAUGGGAGCUAGUCGAAAGUUACAAGGUGAAAUCGAUCGAGUUUUGAAGAAGGUUCAAGAAGGUGUCGACGUUUUCGACAGUAUAUGGAACAAGGUUUACGACACUGAUAAUGCGAAUCAGAAAGAAAAGUUUGAAGCUGAUUUGAAGAAGGAAAUUAAGAAAUUGCAGAGAUAUAGAGAUCAAAUCAAAACAUGGAUACAAUCUAGUGAAAUUAAGGAUAAAAAGGUUAGUGCAUCUUAUGAGCAGGCUUUGGUGGAUGCUCGGAAGCUUAUUGAACGUGAAAUGGAACGGUUUAAAAUAUGUGAGAAGGAGACCAAGACGAAAGCAUUUUCAAAAGAAGGCCUUGGCCAACAACCUAAAACUGACCCUAAGGAGAAAGCAAAAUCAGAGACAAGAGAUUGGUUGAACAAUGUGGUAGGAGAGUUAGAGUCUCAAAUUGAUAAUUUUGAGGCUGAGAUGGAGGGCUUAUCUGUUAAGAAAGGAAAGACAAGACCCCCUAGACUGACACACUUGGAGACUUCCAUAGCUCGUCACAAGGCUCAUAUAAUGAAAUUAGAAUUGAUAUUGCGAUUGUUAGAUAAUGAUGAAUUGAGUGCUGAACAUGUAAAUGAUGUGAAGGACUUUCUUGAAGAUUAUGUGGAACGUAAUCAGGAAGAUUUUGAUGAAUUUAGUGAUGUUGAUGAGUUCUACAGCACCUUACCAUUAGACAAAGUAGAAGCUCUUGAAGAUCUUGUGACAAUGGGCCAACCCGGACUUGCUAAGGGCAUGAAGUCACAGGCUGGUGGUGCUACCAGUUCAGUUCUAAGUUUAAAGACAUCAUCGAGUACAUCAUCUUCUUUGGCGUCGGCGACAGUUACAUCCCCUCAACUGAGUGUUCCCAUCCAGGAGCAAGAUGAAACAAAUUCUCAGGAUAGUAGUUCUGAUACCGUCCCAAGAACUCCGCCUUCUAAGACUAGCAUACUCAGUUCUUCAAAUCCAUCAAGUCUACCUGCAAGUCAGACUGCUUUAGCAAACCCUUCUACUCAUCUUUCUUCGUCGCCAACUGCUUCAGCUUCUGUUCCUGGCUCAGGCUCCAUGCGAGGCGUUCUGGAAGGUGCUAUUCCUUCUUCUCCUCUGAAUCUUCCAAAUGUUGCCAAAGAAGAGGAUGCAGUGAACUUCCCUGUACGAAGAUCAUCACCUGCUCUCACAGAUACUGCAGCACUUACUCGGGGUAUAGGUCGGGGUACCAUACCUAGCCAACCUCCUGUUAGCGUCCCUCUUAGCUCUGUUGGUACAGUUCCUAGCAGCAGCAUGACACUUGGUGCAGUUCCUUUGGCAUCGGAAUUAGCAAAGAGAAAUAUUCUAGGAUCAGAUGAAAGGCUAGCAAAUAGUGUUGUUGCUGGUAGACAAUUUUCUUCAUCAGUGGUCCCUGGUAUGCAGUGGAGGCCUGGAAGUUCUUUCCAGAGUCAGAAUGAAGUGUUCCGUGGAAGAACUGAAAUUGCUCCGGAUCAAAGGGAGAAGUUUUUGGAAAAGUUGCACCAAGUGCAGCAGCAAGGUCCCAGCAAUAUUCUUGGAAUGCCAAGUCUUGCAGGCGGAAAUUCUAAACCAUUCUCGGGGCAGCAGCAAAAUCCACUAAUGCAACAGUUAAGCUCUCAAAGCUUGUCUAUUUCCUCUCAAGUCGGGCUUGGGCUAGGAUUGCAAUCUCCUGGCUUAAGCACUGGUUCCUCUACGCCUAUGCAACAACAAUCAAUUUCUAUUCAUCAGCAGGCUGUCCAGCGAGGAUCUUCUAUAGUUUCUCCAAAAGAUUCAGAUGAUGGCCUUGCAGUGAUCGAGGAUCAGCAACAACAGAACUUAUCUGAGGAUUCGGCUGUUGAGAUAGCUCCUGGUUCUGGGAUCUCCAAAAAUCUGAUGAAUGAUGAUGAGUUUAAAGCUUCUUAUGUGAAGGAUGUCUCAAGUGGAAGUGCAUCUGGUCCAAUGGCAGAGUCAGCCCAACUGACAAGAGAUGCAGAUUUUUCUCCUGGCCAACCUUUGCAAUCAAGUCAACCACCUGGUAGCCUUGGAGUUAUAGGUCGGAGAAGUGUCUCAGACCUCGGGGCCGUUGGUGAUAGCAUUGGCGGAGCAGCUAACUCUGGGGGAAUGCAUGAUCAUUUGUACAAUCUGCAGAUGCUUGAAGCUGCAUUCUCCAAACGUCCUUCUUCCCAUGACUCAGAACGUGCAAAGAGCUAUACACCUAGACACCCUACAGUAACUCCUUCAAGCUACCCACAAGCGCAGGCACCAAUUGUCAAUAAUCCUGCUUUCUGGGAACGACUGGGUCUUGAUACCUUGGGGACCGAUACCUUAUUUUUUGCAUUCUAUCAUCAACCGAAUACAUAUCAACAAUAUUUGGCUGCAAAAGAGUUAAAAAAACAAUCAUGGAGAUACCAUAGGAAAUACAACACUUGGUUUCAGAGGCAUGAAGAACCAAAGAUUGCCACUGAUGAAUUUGAAAAGGGGACUUAUGUCUACUUUGAUUUUCAUGUUUCCAAUGAAGACCCAAAUCAAGGAUGGUGCCAAAGAAUCAAGGCGGACUUUACUUUUGAGUAUGGCUUCUUAGAGGAUGAACUAAUUGUAUAGAUGUAUAGGCAAUUGUUGAGUCUCAAGUUCUGUCAGUCUCUAACCCAAAAUUUAGGGUUUUUACUUUGAUGACUAAGUUAAUGCUUGCUUCAUUCUAAUAUGAACUUCUUUGGAGUGCCAGUCA
Messenger RNA from Beta vulgaris subsp. vulgaris (sugar beet), 2922 nucleotides. RefSeq names its product general negative regulator of transcription subunit 3. The coding region runs from base 204 to 2798 and encodes 864 amino acids. Gene Ontology annotation, biological process: regulation of DNA-templated transcription; nuclear-transcribed mRNA poly(A) tail shortening. The transcript is spliced from 18 exons. NCBI's taxonomy places the organism in Eukaryota, Viridiplantae, Streptophyta, Magnoliopsida, Caryophyllales, Amaranthaceae. Gene Ontology annotation, cellular component: P-body; CCR4-NOT core complex; nucleus. The record is from RefSeq and is a predicted model, not a curated record.